AUGUUGAACAAGAUGACCUUACAUCCACAGCAGAUAAUGAUAGGUCCUAGGUUUAACAGGGCCCUAUUUGACCCCCUGCUUGUGGUGCUGCUGGCUCUUCAACUUCUGGUGGUGGCUGGUCUGGUGCGGGCUCAAACCUGCCCCUCUGUCUGCUCCUGCAGCAACCAGUUCAGCAAGGUGAUUUGCGUUCGGAAAAACCUACGCGAGGUUCCCGAUGGCAUUUCCACCAACACUCGGCUGCUGAACCUCCAUGAGAACCAAAUCCAGAUCAUCAAAGUGAACAGCUUCAAGCACUUGAGGCACCUGGAAAUCCUACAGUUGAGUAGGAAUCACAUUAGAACCAUUGAAAUCGGGGCCUUCAAUGGUCUGGCGAACCUCAACACUCUGGAACUCUUUGACAAUCGUCUUACUACCAUCCCGAAUGGAGCUUUUGUAUAUUUGUCUAAACUGAAGGAGCUCUGGUUGCGAAACAACCCCAUCGAAAGCAUCCCUUCUUAUGCUUUUAACAGAAUCCCUUCUUUGCGCCGGCUAGACUUAGGCGAAUUGAAAAGGCUUUCAUACAUCUCAGAAGGUGCCUUUGAAGGUCUGUCCAACUUGAGGUAUUUGAACCUGGCCAUGUGCAACCUCCGGGAAAUCCCUAACCUCACACCGCUCAUAAAACUAGAUGAGCUAGAUCUUUCUGGGAAUCAUUUGUCUGCCAUCAGGCCGGGCUCUUUCCAGGGGUUGAUGCACCUUCAAAAACUGUGGAUGAUACAGUCACAGAUUCAAGUGAUUGAACGGAAUGCCUUCGAUAACCUUCAGUCACUGGUGGAAAUCAACCUGGCGCACAACAAUCUAACGUUACUGCCUCAUGACCUCUUCACACCCUUGCAUCACCUAGAGCGGAUUCACUUACAUCACAACCCUUGGAACUGUAACUGUGACAUACUGUGGCUCAGCUGGUGGAUAAAAGACAUGGCCCCCUCCAACACAGCUUGUUGUGCCCGAUGUAACACUCCUCCCAAUCUGAAAGGGAGGUACAUUGGGGAGCUCGACCAGAAUUAUUUCACAUGUUAUGCUCCUGUGAUUGUGGAGCCCCCAGCAGACCUCAAUGUCACUGAAGGCAUGGCAGCUGAGCUCAAAUGUCGGGCCUCCACAUCCCUGACCUCCGUAUCUUGGAUCACUCCAAAUGGAACAGUCAUGACACAUGGGGCGUACAAAGUGAGGAUAGCUGUGCUCAGCGAUGGCACGUUAAAUUUCACGAAUGUAACCGUGCAAGAUACAGGCAUGUACACAUGUAUGGUGAGCAAUUCUGUUGGAAAUACCACUGCUUCGGCCACCCUGAAUGUUACUGCAGCAACCACCACUCCUUUUACUUACUUUUCGACUGUCACAGUAGAGACUAUGGAACCUUCUCAGGAUGAGGCACGGACCACAGACAACAAUGUAGGUCCCACUCCAGCGAUUGACUGGGAAACCACCAAUGUGACCACCUCUCUCAUGCCACAGAGCACAAGGUCAACAGAAAAAGCAUUCACCAUCCCAGUGACUGAUAUGAACAGUGGGAUCCCAGGAAUUGAUGAGGUCAUGAAGACUACCAAAAUCAUUAUUGGCUGUUUUGUGGCCAUCACACUCAUGGCUGCAGUGAUGCUGGUCAUUUUCUACAAGAUGAGGAAGCAGCACCAUAGGCAAAACCAUCACGCCCCCACAAGGACUGUUGAGAUCAUUAAUGUGGAUGAUGAGAUUACAGGAGACACACCCAUGGAAAGCCACCUGCCCAUGCCUGCUAUCGAGCAUGAGCACCUAAAUCACUAUAACUCUUACAAAUCUCCCUUCAACCACACAACAACAGUUAACACAAUAAAUUCAAUACACAGUUCAGUGCAUGAACCGUUAUUGAUCCGAAUGAACUCGAAAGACAAUGUACAAGAGACUCAGAUCUAAAACAUUUACGGCUACAGAAAACAAACAAUUAAAAAAAGGACAGUUUAUUAAUAAUGACACAAAUGACUGGGCUAAAUCUACUGUUUCAAAAAAGUGUCUUUACAAAAAAAAAAACAAAAAAGAAAAGAAAUUUAUUUAUUAAAAAUUCUAU
Molecule: messenger RNA, 2074 nt
Organism: Eptesicus fuscus (big brown bat)
Lineage: Eukaryota; Metazoa; Chordata; Mammalia; Chiroptera; Vespertilionidae
Gene: LRRC4C
Product: leucine rich repeat containing 4C
Exons: 1
Coding region: 1-1923 (640 amino acids)
Biological process (GO): regulation of axonogenesis; synaptic membrane adhesion; modulation of chemical synaptic transmission
Cellular component (GO): postsynaptic density membrane; glutamatergic synapse; plasma membrane
Molecular function (GO): cell-cell adhesion mediator activity
Source: RefSeq, a predicted model, not a curated record